Molecule: messenger RNA, 1038 nt
Organism: Eupeodes corollae
Lineage: Eukaryota; Metazoa; Arthropoda; Insecta; Diptera; Syrphidae
Product: cell division cycle 7-related protein kinase
Biological process (GO): protein phosphorylation; mitotic DNA damage checkpoint signaling
Cellular component (GO): nucleus
Molecular function (GO): ATP binding; protein serine/threonine kinase activity
Source: RefSeq, a predicted model, not a curated record
AUGGCUAUAGAAAAGGGUGGCCUUAGAUCUUCAUCGGUUACUCAAUUAGCUGGAAACAAAAGUCAAGAAACUGUUUCUGAUCUCAAGUCGAAAAUCCCAGAAAUUGGAAAUGGCACAUUCAGUACAGUGAUUCUUGCAACAUUUAAAAAGGAUCCGAACCCAGUACAUAAACAUCGUAGAAAGUACGCCAUUAAACAUCAUCUGUCUACAAGCCAUCACCGAAUUAUCAAAGAGUUAAAGUGCAUAACUGAGAUUGGCGGAAAAGAGAAUGUUGUCGGAAUCUACUGUACUAUCCGGCACAACGAAUCGGUAGCAUUUGUUAUGCCAUACUUGUCGCAUAAUAAAUUUUACGAUUUUUAUAACAAAAUGCCCUUAGAAGAUAUUCCCGCCAGCAAGUUAAGUCCGUUCUCCUGGAGAGCGGAAAACGUUGCAACACCACCGUCAUUAGGUGAAACCAGCCGCACACCACAAUACAGUACAAAUCGCAAACUGAAUGCCAAGUGUUAUUGCUAUGAAAAAACUCAAGAAAAGGAAGUUCAUGCUUCUCGUGCUGGAACUCCUGGCUACCGCUCACCGGAAGUAUUGAUGAAGUACCAAUCUACUGCAUUUGAUAUUUGGCCAGUAGGUGUAAUUUUAAUCUCGAUACUCUCGUCCGUUUAUCCCUUUUUCAAGGCACCCGAUGACUAUGUUGCACUUGCUGAGAUGGUUAUUUUUUUGCGCGAUAAAGCAAUUCGCAAGAAGGCCUUUCCUCUGGGACGGCUUCUAAGCUGGUCCUCCGAAUUGGAAACAAAAUACAUGACCGUAGAUGCCAACACGCUUGAGGUCUGUAAGAAUUUGGAGCAUUUAUAUUACAAUUGCUUACGCAAAGACUCACCUUAUGAGUCUAAGGAACCUCUAUGUAAUGAUAUUUUUGCGACAAGCGCCUACGAUUUGUUAUACAAAUUGUUAGAACUUAAUCCUUACAAACGUAUUUCAGCGGAGGAAGUAUUGCAGCAUCCUUUCUUUGAAGAAGUCGAUGAUAACCCAAAGUUGAAUUAG